CCACUUGACGCUCAUCUCCUCUUCUCCCCUUUGCUACUUGACCUUUUCUAUCGCUUCCUCUCCUCUUCUCUUCUCUUCUCUCUCCUCCCCACGCUUCUUACAUCUUAUCUUCCGCCUCGUGGCACUUGCACAGUGUACAGGCCUGUCAUUCCUUUUGCCCCCAAGCGUACAUACACUCCUUUGUCAAUUCAUACUGCAGUCGAUCUGCAGUUGUUGACCUUUCCCCCCCACGCUCUCUACUUCGAACUUCCUGGGGAAGUUCUCUCUCGUCAAAUCAACUCCUCCCAAUCCACCAAAUUUUUCCCUCAUCAUCUUGGACCUGAUCUGUGAUCGCCCAUCAAUUACACAAUGCGCUCAACUCUGCUCCUCGCCGCCCUCGCUGCUGGCUGCGUCAAUGCCUUCGAGAAGCGUGUCUAUGUGACCGACUGGACCACAGUUACCGUCACCAAGACCAUCACUGCCGCCGCCGUCACCGUGACUGUCCAGCCUGCCGCGCAAGCUCAGAUCCAGAACACCGUGACCACUACCACCCAGGCUCCCGUCGUCGCUGCCACCACUGAGUCCGAGUCCUCGGAGUUGGCCAAGAAGUCCACCGUUAUCGUGCCCGUUUCAUCCACCACCGAGGCUGCUGCCGCCGCGGUUGAUACUGCCUCCGCUGCCACCUCCUACUUCUCCACUGCCUGGACUUCUACCGUCGAGGCUUCCUCCACUCUGUCCAGCUCCACCUCCAGUGCUUCCACUGCCGCCUCUACCGCCAGUGCGACCAACUCUUACCAGUCGGCCGUCCUGUACAACCACAACAUCCACCGUAGCAACCACUCCGUUUCGUCCGUUGAGUGGUCUGCCGAUCUCGAGGCCAGUGCCCAGACUUUGGCCGCUCGUUGCGUGUACGAGCACGAUACCACAAUUGAUGGCGGCGGUUACGGUCAGAAUAUCGGCUACGGUGUCAGCUCUGACGAGGUUGGCGUCAUGAUCACCAAUCUGAUGUACAAUGAUGAGAUCGAAUACUUCCCUACCCCCUACGGCGCUUCCGACCCUAGCAUGACCGAUUUCGACAAGUGGGGCCACUUCUCCCAGAUCGUCUGGAAGGCAACCACUCACGUCGGCUGCGCCACCGUAAUCUGCAACAGCCUGGGCAACGUCGACUCCGGCUCCGCCCUGCCCUUCACUGUGUGCAACUACUCCCCCGCCGGUAACGUCGGCGGAGAGUACGGCGACAACGUCCUCGCGCCGGGUACUGCAAGCACCUAUACUGCCUAGGCCUGCUUCUUCUCCUGAUCCGCCUGGAAGCUUCUCCCAUCUUUCUUGCGGGCUAUCUAUGGGGAUAGUUCCGAUGCAUGUUACAUCUCGAUGUCUAGUGAGGCCUGCAUUUGUUUUUCUAACCCUGUGUUACUUUUGUUUAUCAUACUCUCUUCGCUUCUCUCAGCGGCUUUGCAUGUUCCACUCCUGAUCAACGUCUUCUCGCUUGACCGGGUACUUUUUCCGAGGUGGGGAUUAGCAUUUGGGACCUUCAACCCCACCUUGGGCCCGGACUUGAUUCUCUUCAAUCCUAACCAAGAGGACUUUUUGUCUUGUAUGUACGCGGAGGGCUGCCUAUGCUUAUACCAUUUCUUUAUCGUUUGACCCUCGGAAGAAGGGGACGUGCAGAGUCGCGACCCCGUUACAAUUGUGAAUACUCCCUUUUUUUGACUCGGUGUCUCCUAGCGAUUUUUCUACCCCCUUUCCUGUGAAUAAACAAAACAACAUGGUUCCCCCAAUGUGAUGUACUGCAAUUCUGAAUGUGAGAUGAACCUUGCUUCCUACCAACCAUGGCAUAUAUACACGUAGUUCACGGUGUACUUUACAACAUGCCUUCAUUGCCUAUCAACUCAAAAU
Penicillium brasilianum is the source of this 1875-nucleotide messenger RNA. Lineage: Eukaryota; Fungi; Ascomycota; Eurotiomycetes; Eurotiales; Aspergillaceae. The record is from the annotation of a GenBank genome assembly.